Molecule: messenger RNA, 1937 nt
Organism: Syzygium oleosum
Lineage: Eukaryota; Viridiplantae; Streptophyta; Magnoliopsida; Myrtales; Myrtaceae
Product: multicopper oxidase LPR1 homolog 1-like
Exons: 3
Molecular function (GO): oxidoreductase activity; copper ion binding
Source: RefSeq, a predicted model, not a curated record
CUUUCCGGGGCGAUCAGCUGCAUGAUGAACGCUAAACUUAUGUACGGGGCAAUCCUAAUUGUCCGAAGUUGCAUCGUUGCUACAAGCGAUGCGCAAAGUCCGACCGUGACCGAUGCGACUCUCUUGCAAGUGGCCGCUUCUCUCCAAAUGUUUGUAGACGAACUCCCCCAAUUGCCCAAGCUAUAUGGAUACACCACCGUCAACGGCGUCCCCAAGUCAGCCACUUUGACCAUUGGCACGUACCAAACCUCAUGGAAAUUCCACCGUGACUUGCCGGCCACAACCGUGUUUGCGUACGGUACAUCGGCCGCGACAGCCACUGUCCCCGGACCCCAGAUCGAGGCACUCCAAGGCAUGCCCACGCUCGUGACAUGGCAAAAUCACCUCCCCCAGUCCCACAUACUCCCUUGGGACCCGACCAUCCCGACCGCCAUACCGAAGAAAGGGGGUGUCCCGACCGUCGUCCACCUCCACGGCGGGAUCAACCCUCCGCAGUCGGAUGGUCACGCCAACGCUUGGUUCACCGCGGAUUUCACCGAGACCGGGCCCACCUGGUCCCAGUCAACGUAUACUUACCCGAAUGCACAGCACGCCGGCAACCUCUGGUACCACGACCAUGCCGUGGGUCUCACCCGUGUCAACAUCCUGGCCGGCCUGAUUGGCCCAUACAUCAUCCGGAACACCGCCCUCGACGCAAAGCUGAAGCUUCCGCUGGGCCCACAGUACGAUCGGGUCCUAAUGAUCUUCGAUCGGAGCUUCAACACUGAUGGCUCGCUGUACAUGAACUCCACCGGAAACAACCCCACCAUCCAUCCUCAGUGGCAACCGGAGUACUUCGGCGUCGCCAUCAUAGUCAACGGCAAGGCCUGGCCUUACCUCCAGGUCCAACGUAGAAAGUACAGAUUCCGUAUAAUCAACACUUCUAACGCGAGAUACUUCCGCUUCUCAUUGACCAACAACUUGACCUUCGACCAAAUCGGGUCGGACGCGUCGUACCUUCCCAAUCCGGUGACCAUGCAAUCCAUUCUCUUGGCUCCCGCCGAAGGUGCUGACGUGGUCAUUGACUUUUCCAUGGCGAGCGCCAAUGAGUCCAUUUUGACCAACGACGCUCCGUACCCGUAUCCGACUGGCAGCCCCGUGGAUCAGCUGAACAGUAAGAUCAUGAAGUUCAUCAUCCAACCCGGGGCUCCGAACCCGCCUGAUGACUCGAAGGUCCCGCCGAAGCUGAAACCCUACCCUACGGCCACAACCGCCGAGGCCACAAGAACCAGGUACAUAACACUAUAUGAGUACCAAAGUGCGGCCCGGACUCCGACCCAUUUGUACAUUAACGGGUUGAGGUUUGAGGACCCGGUGACCGAGACCCCAAAAGUCGGGACCGAGGAGAUCUGGGAAGUGAUCAACCUGACAGGCGACAACCACCCGUUUCACAUGCACUUGGCGCAAGUCCAGGCUGUGAAGAUCCAACAACUGGUGGAUCUGGCCGGGUUCACUUCAUGCAUGACCCGGUCGAACGACGCUGUCGCGUGCAACAUCAUGAGCCAUGCGACGGGGCCAUUGGCAGACGUGCCUGUGACAGAGAGGACGUGGAAGAACGUAGUGAAGAUCUCGCCGGGGUAUAAGACCACGCUCGUGGUUCAGUAUUAUGUGAUCGAUGACAGUUAUGCACCAUAUCCAUUCGAUGCUACAGCAGAACCGGGUUAUGUGUACCACUGUCACAUUCUUGAUCAUGAGGACAAUGCCAUGAUACGACCGAUGAAGUUGGUCGCCUGAAGAAUGCAUGGACCGACGAUUGAAGAGCAAUACAUGUCUAGGUAGUGUGUGUUCGUGCAAUAAUUGAGAUUUGAGAUUGUAGAUCUACUAGCGAGUCAAUGAUUUGUAUUUAUUGAUGAUGUGAUUGCUCCAAAUAAGGAAGUGAACAGUGUGUGCAGUAUCUU